This is a messenger RNA of Lathyrus oleraceus (garden pea), 2518 nucleotides long. RefSeq lists its product as uncharacterized. Gene Ontology annotation, cellular component: cytoplasm; plasma membrane. Gene Ontology annotation, biological process: Golgi to plasma membrane transport; exocytosis. Lineage: Eukaryota; Viridiplantae; Streptophyta; Magnoliopsida; Fabales; Fabaceae. The record is from RefSeq and is a predicted model, not a curated record. The transcript has 8 exons. Gene Ontology annotation, molecular function: syntaxin binding; myosin II binding; GTPase activator activity. The coding region runs from base 477 to 923 and encodes 148 amino acids.
UCAUUCUCUCUCUAUGAUUAUUCAUUUAUUGAUUCUGUUAUUAUUUGUUUAGUGAUUGCAGUCUGAAAUGCUCCCAUUGCAUGUAUAAAAUGUUGGUUAGUUGUAAUCUCUGUCACCACUAACACCACCACCACCACGACACUCACUUUUUUCAUAUUGUUACUGGUGUGGAGAUGUCAGUGUUGGUGUUUUAAUGGACUAUGGACUGACAAUUGAGUAAAAAUGUUACCUUGGGCUAUUGUAAUUAUCUAUAUGGGUAAAGGAUAAUUUAGUUCCUUUUGAAUUUUUGUAAAAAAGAGGCUUUGUUUAUGCCAGUGAGUAAAUUAGGUUUUUUUUAGUUUUUGGGUAGUGUUUACGUUUUUUCUUUUCGCCCGUAAUGAUAUUCGUUCUGAUUCUUAUGGUAAUAAACAAACAUUUGAAAGUUAUACGGUGCAGUCAUUUUGCUAAGGGAGUGUAUAAUCAACAUAAUCCUUGGCAUGAUUAGGAAGACAAUGUGGGAUGAAAGACUUAAGGUGAUUGGCGGUGAUAAUAUUGAAGGACUUUUGAUUUCUUCUAAGCAAUUGCCUUAUAAAUACUUGGAGUUCCUACAAAAUCAGGGGCAUUUAGUUGGGGUCUUAAAUGAUAAUGAUAUCCAGGUUUGGAAUCUCGAGACUCGGAGUCUUAUUUGUUCAUUACAAUGGGAAUCAAAUAUUACCGCUUUCUCUGUAAUCAGCGGCUCACAUUUCAUUUAUGUCGGAGAUGAGCACGGCUUGUUUUCUGUGAUAAAGUUUGACGCCGAGGAAGGACAACUUUUGAAGUCAUCUAAUCAUUUAUUGGCUAAGUUUCUAAGGGAAGCUGCCGGGUUUCCAGAGUCCAGCGAAAAGACCCGAGAGCUAGCUUCGUCUCCUUCGUGUCCCAAACCUAAGACUCCGACGCGAACAUAAAUUACGGCGCCGGAGGAAGACUCGACCGAUGGCGUUCACGACUCUUCAAGAACUCACCUCAGUAUUCAAAAUGUUCCUCUGAUUAUGGUCGAUUGGGAUGCGGAACGUAGCGAGGUGCAAACGGCUGAUUCAGCGAUGGAAAGCUUUGUGUUGGUGACGGCGGUUUUCUUCAGCUCGUUGCAAGUUGAAGGAGAAUGAUGAAGAUGAUGACGAAGUCACUCCCUCUGGUAAAAUGUGAAUAGGUUGAGGAUGAAAGAUGAUUGAAAUCCGGUAUUAGCUGCAAUCUGAGGAAGAAGACAAAAAUGGUACAGGUUGGUUGAAGGUGAGCCAGGGUCGUUGAAGGGUGGUUUGAAGAAGGAUUUUGGUGGUUAAGGGUUUGGGAGGAUGAUGAUGAAGAUGAUGAAGUGGAAUUGAAAAUGAGGAUCAAGAAGUUAGAGCGAGGGUGAAGAAGAUGGUUCUAUUGAGAAAGUGACAAAGGGUGAAGCGUGUGUGAGAAGAAAGGGGGGAGUUGUGAAGAAGUAAAGUUCGGUUCGUUGUGAGUUUUGACUGUGAGGUUCUAUUAUGGGCGUUAGAGGGUGAUGAGUUGUUAGGAAUGGUGGGGUGAAGAGAGUUGAGGAGAGUGAUUCAUUAUGCAGAAGUGGUUGGUAUUGUGGUUUUGUUGAAGAAGAAGGAGAAGAAGAGAGUUCAAUUUCUGAAGAUGAUGGAGGAUCGUGAAGGUGGUUCCAACCGAUUUCUGUUAUGGUCAGUUGGGGAGGUUAUGAAGUUGGUUGGAGUUUGUUGACAGUUGGCUAAUGAGCUUGAAAUUAUGUUUUAAAUGAAGAGGUUGUAAGUGUUGAAUGAAGAGAAGUUAUUCUGUUAUAAAACAAUUUCUCGAAGUUCUGUUAGGAAAAAAUGGGAAAAGUUUGUUGAAAGGUUGUUACCAUUUUCUUAGAGCUUCGGUUAUGAGUUUGUUAGGGAGGUUUUUCCUUUCUGUUACAUUCUGAUUUUCUCAUUUGAAGGUUGUGAAAGGUUGGUUCGAGUUAUGGAAGUUAUAGGAUUCUCAGUUGGAAAUUAAUGAGGUGGGUUCUUGAAGAGUGGGGAAAGGGAAGGUUUGGAAGACGUUCAAGAUUGAUUUUUUCUGAAGAAGAUUGGAGUAUUUGAAGCAAUGGAAGUGGAACUGGAGCCAACAUCGAUUUUUGGGUUCGACAGUUUCUCCAAGUUCUUCAAGUGUUUAUUUCCAGCUAAGUGUGUAAUGUACAUAUCCCUGCUGUUACAAUUAAUCUUACAAGUUUCACACCAUGCAGAUUGAGCAACCUUGAUUUUCUUAGUGACUUUUUGAAACGGAGCAACUCCGUUACGCUUGAAUUCGGGAAUAGAUGGACCAAUGCCUCCAUUAGACAUCAAGCAAACCUGAGUUGCGUGCUUUUUCCAUGUUUAAUAUAUGUGUCGUGACUCGCGCACAAAACGUUGCAAGUUGUGUAAACCUUUGUCUGUACCACCUGGUUCUUAGUCUCUGGUUGCUUGACUAUAAGACCAAUUAACGCUUGUACUUGGAAGCUACUACUUAUGCUGCUUUGUAAAUUUUUCUUAUGUUUCUAAUUGAUGGUUGUUCUUGA